UUCUGGGAAGGGAAAAGCCAUAUGAGGGAUUACAGACGGCGAACAGAAACAUAUACAAUAGUAUCUGUUGUUGUGUUUUCAUAACAUAUUCUUGUAGAGCAUGUGGUUUAACUAUCAGCUUGUUUAAUAUCAAAGUUGUAUUAAGCUGAUCAAGGGCAUAUCAAAUAAGGUGGAAAUCAAAGGGUAUCUGAGCCAGUGUGACUAAUAAAGAGUAGACAGUGAGACUUAUGGGUCGUACGUGACUAAUGUGGGUUUAUGUAUGAGUUAUGGUAUUAGCAGAUUGGCUAUGGGAUAGCAUAGGAAGUUGUGUCAGUCUGAUCUCCUGGCAGUCAUGGCUUAGUCUGGGUAUCAGUCUUUUUAGCUAACAUUCCACUCCCCACUCCUGUCUUUGAGAAAUGACAGGUAGUGGCAAGGAGUUUAAUGUAAUAGCUGAACAGAGACAGCAACCAGGCUAGUCAUGGCUCAGUCCUGUUCUGUCCAGUUUGGUGCAGUUAAAGUAGUCUGAUGUCAUCAAGAAAAAGCCUAGAGGGAUUUUACCAAGGGAUCUGGAAUUCUAUAAAGACUUUCACUAGUAUCUUCCCUGGUCUCUUCUCUCCCCACAGACAAAGACGCACAGACAGAUUCACAGACAGGGGCCAGCUUGAUGCAGAAUAAUAUCAAAAUCACUGUAUUUCACAAGACAGGAAACCCUGACUCAAGCACUUUGUCUUACAUUUAUGGUUCUCUAUUAUAUCUGGGAAAUGUUUGUGAUAAUAUCAGACAGACAAUGGCCAAACUGUAGCAGAAUGGCCCACUAACCUUAUUAUAUAUACAGUAUAAAGUAAGUGUGGAUAAAGAGUGGGAGAAGGGUUAUGGCUCAACAAUGUGAGGGUUGUCACAAGUUAACACAGCCACAAAGUCAUAAUUAUGGCUAAACUCUACCCAUUUCUACCAUUUACCUUCUUAAAAUGUGAUUGUAAACCCAAACCACACUGCUAACCUUAUGCCUUUGUAGUUAACUUGGCUUUGCGGCAUUGUUAACAGUUAACAAGUGAUGACCCUAUGUGGGAGUUGCCUCUCUCUUUGAUGACAUCACUGUAUUUUAAAAGAUUAGUCAUCUGUUAAAACAGUAUGUUUGGCAAGCUGUCAAGUGAGAUCCCUACCUCCCACGCACUUCCCCCUCUAAAAAAUCAAAACACACUGCAGCCUCAUAGUCUCAUCAUUCAGAUAGUUAAUUCUCGUUGAAUGAAACAGCACCCAAAGAGAAACAAAAAUGUGUUCAGAAUAUGAGUGCGGAAUUUGUUACAGAAGCUACAACACGGAUCGUCGGUGUCCUCGUGAGUUACAGUGUAAGCACAUCUUUUGUGAGAGCUGUAUCGUGACUCUUUCUCGACCCUCCGUAUGUGAAGUGGAAUCCAGGAAGGAAUGUUCGCGGCAGGACAAGACAAUUGUUUGCCCACUGUGCCGGUACACAACGUCGGUCUCGGGUAAAGUGAGGGCAGCGCUUCGGGUAGACGAAGGUAUUCUUGAGCGCAUGGUGUCAUCUGGCGUACUAAGCAUGCCAGACGACGAGGAGGAUCGUGAAGAUGAUGAGACGUCUCAUGAGAACUCAGCCGAGGAAAGGGACUCCUCUUCGGGUUCCGUAGUUGGAAGGUUCCGCGGUUCCCUGAGGCGCGUCUGGGGCAAAUUAACUCGGAAUAAUGACCAACGGAGAGCGGAUUGUAUGACUGAUGAGGACCUACGAGACCUUGCCAUGAUGUCAUGCUACAUCCUUUGAUGAGGACUUUGUUGGAAAAAAGUAAUCAGCUGCUGCUGCACCUGAUUGAUCAGAGAGAGGGCGUUGCUGUCCACGAGCCAACGCUACAGUAUUUAGAAUGUAGAAGACUGGCGGGUCCAGUUGGAAGUUGGAGCAAGCAGGAAUAUAGCCUCUUCGCACCUGUACACGUUGAUCUCCCGUUGCUGAAGGCGCCAUCCCUGACCCCGAAUGACAUAUUUACCAGCCCUCUGGUUUAUUUACGAGAAACUUUACCUGUCACUGAAGGCAAUUCUAUAAUCCUGUUUACUAUUCGGUACGGGCUAUACAAUGUGUGAACUAUGGUAAAAAUUGUAUAAAUAUACAUUUUCUGAAGCUCACUCUCUAGUCCCCAUACAGCCUACUAGUUUUCUGUGAUUUUACCAUGUGAUCCUAGAUGGCAGCACACCAUUAGGAAGAUAGGAUGUGAAUUUGGUUAAUUUGAGGAAAGUUGGAUAUAAAUGGUUUUUUUUCUCCACACAUUGUAAGAAUAAACUAGCAGGAAUAUAGCUUUGUUUACACAGGCAGCCCAAUUUUGAGCUUUUUUAAACUAAUUGGUCUUUUAACCAAUCACAUCAGAUCUUUUCCAGAGCUGAUCUGAUUAGUCAAAAUAGCCAUUAUUGGGUAAACAAAAUAUCAGAAUUGGGCUGCCUGUGUAAAUGCAGCCUAUGUAUUCUAUAUUAGCCAACUAGGCCUAAAUGUAGAUUUCUUCUCACUUGCAUGUCAUAAUUUGGUGGUGACCAAACAUAAACACAAUGGUAAAACAGAAUCGAAAAGGCUGAAAAUGACAAGACCAUAUAGGCUUUUCUCUGAAGCCAUUUGGCUACCAAAUGAAAUGUUUUUGUAUGAAAUUGUCUUUGGUGCUUUGAAGUAGCCUAUUUUAUUUAACCUUUAUUUAACUUGGCAAGUCAGUUAAGAACAAAUUCGUAUUUACAAAGAUGGCCAAAACCUAUGACUUCCCAUUUCCAAAGAUUAGAAUAAGUAUUUAAUAUUGUUGGUGCUAAGUUCACAAGCACAAACUUAAUAUAAUGUAAUAAUGUAUAAUGUAAUUCAGUGUAUUUACUUCAUUCACUUUCAUUGAUUGUGCACUUUUUUUAGGCCUAUUUUUUGUUGUAAUAAAAGCAUAAAGGCA
This is a messenger RNA of Oncorhynchus keta (chum salmon), 2903 nucleotides long. Its product is annotated as RING finger protein 222-like. The record is from RefSeq and is a predicted model, not a curated record. Gene Ontology annotation, biological process: protein ubiquitination. Gene Ontology annotation, molecular function: ubiquitin protein ligase activity. The transcript has 2 exons. NCBI's taxonomy places the organism in Eukaryota, Metazoa, Chordata, Actinopteri, Salmoniformes, Salmonidae. Bases 1253 to 1756 code for a protein of 167 amino acids.